Molecule: messenger RNA, 2102 nt
Organism: Colletotrichum scovillei
Lineage: Eukaryota; Fungi; Ascomycota; Sordariomycetes; Glomerellales; Glomerellaceae
Exons: 1
Coding region: 51-2102 (683 amino acids)
Source: RefSeq, a predicted model, not a curated record
AUUUGAAAAUCGUAAACCGACCUUUCUCAGCCACCUCAGCCUCACCAAGGAUGAUGUCGUGGUUGUUCCAAGGUCCGAAGACGCACAGCAGCCUUUCUACUAUUGAGGACUUUGGCGAUCUUGAUGGCCAGAGAAAGUGCCGAGGCUGUAAACAAAUUCGGGCUCUUUUCGAUUUCCACAGGCGCCAUAACGUUCUACCACCCAAGGCUGUGACUUUUCACGAAGAUUAUGCCUCUCUCGACAGCUGUUCCCAGCUCUGCGUCACGUGCCGCAUUUUUCGGCAGGCGCUGCUUCUCGAAGGCGUUACUACCGAUCAUGCUGCUGUGUUGGAACGAUCUUCAGGGCCGGUUUGCGCGAAAUUGGUCGAUGAGGAUGGAGGCUUUGCGAUAAGGAUACACGUCAACACAGAGGGGGAAAGCAUGAUUCCGGUGGCGAUGGUCCGCUGUGCUCCGAUUAUGGACACGAAGCCUCCCAUGAAGCUGUCGAAAUAUUCAGAGGACGAUGCGAUCUUUCAGCAGAUCAGAGAUUGGCUCCGCGGGUGUGAACAGUGUCAUAUUGACUGUGGCAACCUCGCAUACUCGAAGCGCAGGCCUACUCGGCUUCUUCACCUGCUCUCUGACUCACGUGCUCGGUUGGUUGAUAGCGAGAGUCUCGUUAUGAACGGCAAGGCCCCUCGUUAUGCGGCUCUGAGCUAUUGCUGGGGGACUGGCACGCUCAGUGAGGAUGAGAACAAGCUAGUUGAACAGGGACAGACGCUGAAGGCUAACCUGGAGAGUCGAUAUCGACCGUUUGAAACUGGAAAUCUUCCAAGCACGGUACGCGAUGCUAUCAAAAUUACCCGGCGGUUAGGCGACCCAGAAAACGGACUUGAGCUAUGCUUGCUCUGGGUUGACUCAUUGUGCAUCAUCCAGGAUGAUGUUCAAGAUAAGGAGGUGGAGAUACACCGUAUGCAGGAAGUCUACGGCAACGCAGCUGUCACCAUAUGCGCAACAAUGACGACCAAGGCCACGCAGUCGUUGCUGAUGCCUCGUCCUGCGUGGUCAAAGCAAGUCAAACCAUGCCGCAUCGGCGACUCCUGGCUUACCGUAAGCCCUACGGCGCCUGCUGAUCUCCGCGCAGGGGCCGCGCUGUCUCUUCGGGCAUGGACACUUCAGGAGGAGCAUUUGUCGCCGCGGCUACUUUUCUGGGGCGGUCAGCAAUUCAGCUGGGCGUGUGGACGUGGCGAGUUUGUUGAGGAGACUUCUUCUUCUACCUAUCCUCAUUCUUCUACUACUCACGUACGCAAAUUUCUUGCCGAGUGCCGUACAUCGGAACCUGAGGAGCUCUGGCUUGCAUGGAACUCUAUAGUAGAGUCAUUUACGGCUCGGAGCCUGAGUAACCCGACAGAUAGGUUCAGUGCGCUCGCAGGACUGGCCACGCGAUAUUUGGCGGCUGUUUCUGGGUACAAUGAGUAUAUGGCAGGUUUAUGGCGGGCAACAUUUGCGCAAGAUCUCUCUUGGCGUGUUUCUAAAGCAUCUGGGCCCGACGUAGGAUGGCCAGGCACGGCAGGAGCCCCGAGUUGGUCUUGGGCGAGUCUUCCUAUCGGCUUAGAGGCGCGCAUGUGGCCCGAAUUUGACAUGCUGACCGAGAUGGAGCUGCUCGACGACGGUCCUAGUUUGCAUAUCGAGCCAUCAGAGGCGGUUGCUCGAGGGGCCAAUUUGAGUCGUGUACGUGUCCGAGGGCUUCUGAGAAAUCUUUGGAGUCCCGGAUCACAGCUUCGGGAGUGGGACGACAUUUGUGUUUGCGUGGACGGCAUCAACAAGUUCAGCUUUGCUUCCGACCCGGGCCAGGAUAUCCACGCGGUCGAUCGCCUCACGGGUAACUUAGUUGCAUACGAGGCACGGAAGCAACAGAUCGUCGCCGAGUUGGACUACUGCAGGCUGGCGGAGGACAUUAAUGAGGGACUGUUAUUGGAGGUUCACUGUCUUGCCAUCUCUGAGCAUGCUAUGCUUCUGCUGCGCCAUCAGAAUGCCACGGGUGCUUUCCAGCGAAUAGGCAUUGGCUUUGGAUAUCGACGGGAUUUAUUCAGAGGGCUGGCGAAGUUAGAAAUUCUUCUAGAAUAG